AUCCAAAAAUAAUCAGACGACAAAGAAGAAGAAGAUGAUGUUUUAACUUAUAAAUAAAAACUUGAAAGUACUAUUCCUCGAUUCAUUGAUAAUAUUUCAUUUCUUGGGUAAGGAUAUAAUAUAUAUUUCGGAAAUCCUAAAUGCAGUAAUGGGCUUGACCCUGGCUUUAGAAAUUUUGGAGUUGCCGCUUUUGAAUAUAAUCCUAAUCCUUACUUUUCCCUUUCUAGAGAUUACUCAAUGUAUGUGCCUAAGGGAUUUAUUGCUACCCACUAAUAAUCCUGUACUAUAUCUUUUAGUUCUAAAACUGUCACUUCAACAAAAGACUAUACUGAUAGUUUACACGUAUCUGCUAGUGUCAGUGUUCGUGUAGGUGGUGCUUUUUCGGCUAGUGCUGAUUAUUAGUAGACUUAAAGUGGACUUUCUUCACGUGAAACUUUAUAUAUUGAAAGUUCUGCGAGAUGUACUGCUUACGAGAUUGUAAUGUAGUAGGAUCCUAUAAAUUCUGCAAAUGUAACUCCCUAAUUUGCCGAAAUAUUAAGAGAAUUGGAAGCUAAAGGGGAUAAUCCAGAUGCUUAUUAUGAUUUCUUCGAUGAAAUAGGCACUCACGUGACAGAUGAGGUUGAAUUAGGCUCUCUUUUUGGCUACAAAUUUCAAAUGAGUACCACUGAAACCCAAAAGAUAGUCAAAUAAAACGUUGAUGUGGCUGCUGCAGCCUCCUAUAUGGCAACCAGGGCCCGAGCGAAAACCAGCUACGAGAAAAAUUAAGAAUAACAACUCAAAACAGCUGUUAGUUCAUGGACUUCAUUCUCUAUAGGGGCUGUUCCUGAUGAAGAUAAUGACGCUUUAAAGUGGGCUGCUAGGACAAUAUCGAAUCCAAUGCCUGUAUAUGUAAAUUUAGUUACUAUGAAAGAAUAUUUAUCUAUAUAUGGUUCUGCUUAAAAGAUAGGAGUUUCAACUGUCUAAUUUAAUAAUUUAUUAAAUAAACUAGACUCAUAUUUAGCAUCUUAUUGUUAAAAAAGAUUACUUGUAAGAAAUAAUGUUAGUUCAUGUGAAGAUGUAGAAAUAAAAGCCCCUAUAGAUGUAAAUACGGUUAAAAGUAAUAAUUUUAUAGAGACACUAUUUAAUAAUAAAGAGAGUGUAGUUUUUAUUUAAAAAAAAUCCGGUAGAUUCCUAGUUUCGGAUACCAAUAAUCUCAAAAAAGGUGAAUCUGCUAAUGUUUAUAUAGGAAAUUAUAGAGGCUUAAGGAGAGAAUAGUGGAAUUUAGUCAGAUUUGGGUUCACAGAUAGCGUUUAUUAGCUAUAACAUAUCGAAUCUAAGUUUUGUUUGUCAUUAAGAAAUUGCAAUAAUGAUGAAUAGAUGCCUAUAUUAGCAAAAUGUGAUUAGGGUGAUAUCUGUUAAAGAUUUAGAUUACAAAUAUUCAAUGCUAAUACUUAGGAAGUUAUUAUUUAAAGUAUGAAAUCAGAAAAAGUACUUAUUUCGGAUGACGCGAAGGAAGGAAACGGGACCAUUACUAAGAUUAAUGGAAAUAGUGAUACUACAUCUAGAAUUUGGAGACUACAAAAAACUUUGAAUAGAUUUGAAGAAUGA
Molecule: messenger RNA, 1587 nt
Organism: Ichthyophthirius multifiliis
Lineage: Eukaryota; Ciliophora; Oligohymenophorea; Hymenostomatida
Product: MAC/Perforin domain protein
Exons: 1
Source: RefSeq, a predicted model, not a curated record